Molecule: messenger RNA, 258 nt
Organism: Dovyalis caffra
Lineage: Eukaryota; Viridiplantae; Streptophyta; Magnoliopsida; Malpighiales; Salicaceae
Source: the annotation of a GenBank genome assembly
AUGGCAGAGGUAGUUUUGUUUAGUAUUAUUGAUAGAAUCUUAGGAAAACUAGGAAACCUAGCCCUUCAAAUGAUAGGACGGAUGUUGGGUGUCAAUGAUGAGCUUGAUAAAUUAAGGAAUAAAGUUUCGAUUAUCAAAGCUAUAUUUUUGGAUGUAGAAGAGCUUCAAACAAAGAGCCAUGAGGUUAGAGAUUGGCUUCACAAGCUUAAAGAUAUAGUUUAUGAUACGGAAGACUUACUAGAUGAUUUCUUGAUGUAA